AUGUUCACUUGGCGAGCGUCCUCGUGCUUACCACUGGGGGGCGCAUCUCAAUAAUUACGAUUAUAUUCUCAUCUCCUUUCCUUCUAAUCCACUGAUCUGAAAAGACUGGAGUGAGGAAAUAAAUAACCCUCAUCCGCCAUAUUGCUUUCUUCUGUUUUUCAGAUCAGUGCCGCCUGAGCGGAGGAAGAGGUGAUGAAGAGAGGACGCCAUUUUACACCAUUGGGAUACAGUCACAGAUCUGCCAGUUUUUCUUACAACUAUGUGGGGACGGACCACCUGGUUCUAACCGGGUUUACGGCCAAUUUACAGAAUAUGCCUCAUGCUACUCGGUAGUCCAAAACCUGGGCGGACCGCGUUAAGAUCAACGUGGUUUCCCCAAAUCAGCGCGGUUUCUAUCUGCAGCUGCAGGAAGCAUAAAGGACAGAGAAAGGCAAGACAGCCAGCUCGAGGCCCGUCUCUACUACCAUGCAGCGGCCGGGUGGUCGCCAUCGCCACAAUGGCCACUCUCUGCUCCGCAAUAACAAUUCCAUGAUCUCAUACAUCGCUUCUCCUCCACCGCGCGCUUCCUCCACGGUCGCCUAUACGGAAUACUCCACCAACAACAACAGGCCGAUAAAGCCCGAGCUGGUCUGCAAAUGGACGGACCACGAGCACCGUGACCGAACUUCAAAACAAAGGAUAUGCGACCAAACUUUCAGCUCCAUGCACGAGCUGGUGGACCACGUAAGCACCGAGCACGUCGCUGGGCUCGAGCCCCUGAGCCAUGUUUGUAUGUGGGAAGAAUGCCUGAGAGAAGGAAAGGCGUUUAAAGCCAAAUAUAAACUGAUAAACCACAUCAGGGUACACACUGGGGAGAAACCGUUCUCCUGCACUUUCCCAGACUGCGGGAAAGUGUUUGCUCGGUCGGAAAACCUCAAGAUUCACACGCGCACGCACACAGGUGAGAAGCCAUUUCGGUGUGAGUUCCCCGGCUGCCUGCGGAAAUUUGCCAACAGCAGUGACCGUAAGAAGCACUCGCAGGUCCACACCAGCGCCAAACCGUACGACUGCAAGUCCCACGGCUGCUUCAAGUCCUACACACACCCCAGCUCCCUCCGAAAACACAUGAAGAUCCACCUCAACGCACUCAAGUCCUCUCCUACCUCCGAACCCAUAGACCUGUCAUUCACAGGGAUUCUUGGGAAACGUAGUUCCCAGGAUUACGUAGCUUCACGGACUAACUGCUCCUCCUCCAGGCUCUCGCUGCCUCCGGCGGUGUCCAACAUGAAGGAGUGGUACGUGUGUACCAGGACCACAGGUCAGGGACAGAACUACCUCCAACUCACAGCAGACCAGAUCAAGUCAGAACCGUGUAGUGGUGAUGAGAAGUAUUAUAACACCACGUAGCAGCAGCAGAAUGCAUUGCAUUAUGGACUGUGUCAACUACAAUGAAUCCUAAAUACAUGGAUAGAAGCUGGAAGAACAUAACAUACGUCCCGUAUCAAUAUGGCAAUUAUUUAAAACACUUAUUAUUAUUUUAACCUUUAUUUAACUAGGCUAGUCAGUUAAGGACAAAUUCUUAUUUACAAUGACGGCCUACCCCGGCCAAACCCGGCCAAUUGUGCGCCGCCCUAUGGGACUCCCAAUCACGGCCGGAUAUGAUACAGCCUGGAUUCGAACCAGGGACUUUAGUGACGCAACUCUUGCACUGAGAUGCAGUGCCUUAGACUGCUGCGCCUCUCGGGGUGAUGAACAUAACAUACUUCCCCUGUCAAUAUGGAGAUGGACAGAUGUAAUGGAGACUUAGUGAAUGUCUGGGACAGUGUUCAUAAAGCGUCAUGUCAGAGUGCUGAUCUGGGAUCAGUUUAGCCUUUUAGAUCAUAAUGAAUACCAGAGAGGACAAGAUCCUAGUGCUGAUCUGGGAUCAGGUUAGCCUUUUUAAAUCAUAUUGACGAUAGAUAAUACAAGGAGGACCUGAUCCUGGAUCAGCACUCUGAGGCGCUUUAUGAGUACAGGCCCUGAUGUCAGUGUAUUAUCUAAUGAGAUGCCGUAGCCGUGAAAUGUAUUGCCAUAAGAGAUUAAAGACAACAUCCCUCUGAUUGACACCCAGGGACCCGAAUUCACAAAGCGUCUCAGAGUAGGAAAGCUGAUCUAGGAUUUAAAAGACAAAACUGCUUUGUAAAUACGGGGCCUGAUCCGAGUUAGAUUCUUAAAGAUAUUUGAGCUGGGCUUGAUUUACCUUUUGAAGUUGGCACUUUUAUGAUUAGUCCAUUGGGUUCCUGUGUACCAGGCAAACUAAAUCAAGCGCAUCUCAAGUAUUUGACAAAUGUGAUGGACUCAUGUCUGGUUGUAUAGCUACGCAUACUGAAGCAGAGCAUCAGGUGAGGUAAUGUAAAUGUAAUGGAUGUGAAAUGGCUAGCUAGUUAGCGGUGGUGCGCGCUAAUAGCCUUUCAAUCAGUGACGUCACUUGCUCUGAGACCUUGAAGUAGUGGUUCCCCUUGCUCUGCAAGGGCCGCGGCCUUUGUGGAGCGAUGGGUAACGAUGCUUCGUGGGUGACUGUUGAUGUGUGCAGAGGGUCCCUGGUUCGCUCCCGGGGCGAGGGGACGGACUAAAGUUAUACUGUUACAUAAACAUAAAGGUACCUCUGAGACUAGCUACGCAUACUAAAGCAGAGCGUCAGGUGCGGUAAUGUAAACAUAAAGGUACCUCUGAGACUGUAGCUACGCAUACUAAAGCAGAGCGUCAGGUGAGGUAAUGUAAACAUAAAGGAACCUCUGAGACUGUAGCUACGCAUACUAAAGCAGAGCGUCAGGUGAGGUAAUGUAAACAUAAAGGAACCUCUGAGACUGUAGCUACGCAUACUAAAGCAGAGCGUCAGGUGCGGUAAUGUAAACAUAAAGGUACCUCUGAGACUAGCUACGCAUACUAAAGCAGAGCGUCAGGUGAGGUAAUGUAAACAUAAAGGUACCUCUGAGACUAGCUACGCAUACUAAAGCAGAGCGUCAGGUGAGGUAAUGUAAACAUAAAGGAACCUCUGAGACUAGCUACGCAUACUAAAGCAGAGCGUCAGGUGAGGUAAUGUAAACAUAAAGGAACCUCUGAGACUAGCUACGCAUACUAAAGCAGAGCGUCGGGUGAGGUAAUGUAAACAUAAAGGAACCUCUGAGACUGUAGCUACGCAUACUAAAGCAGAGCGUCAGGUGAGGUAAUGUAAACAUAAAGGAACCUCUGAGACUGUAGCUACGCAUACUAAAGCAGAGCGUCAGGUAAGGUAAUGUAAACAUAAAGGUACCUCUGAGACUGUAGCUACGCAUACUAAAGCAGAGCGUGAGGUAAUGUAACAUAAAGGUACCUCUGAGACGGUUUGCUCCGUUCAAUAACUGUCAGAUAGAAUCUCUAAAGACUACUUCCAAUGGAAGAAAUGGUUAACGUUCCCUUUACAGCAGUUCUGGCCCUAUAGAAGCCAUGUUAUGAUGUAGUUAAUGACUUGGGUGUAAACCGUGCUGGGUUUAGUUGAAUUGUGAAUGUGAGAAAUGUUGCCAGAACCUCAUGAUGAGUCACUCUGUUUACAUGUGACUGUACUGAUCAAUGUGGCGCUCGUUGCUGUGUUGACUUACAGUGACGAGGUUUAUUAUAUUUUUGGAACAUUUUAUUGUGUUUUACAUCUAUUUUCUCAGCCUUUCAUAGUGCCUCAUUAAACCCUAUUCCUACAUUGAUAUGUCUAUUGUUUAGCUGUUAAUUACCACACAACAGAUUCAUCCUAUAUCUAUGCUAAUAUGCUAAUAACAGCCCAUUUCAGUCAGACAAAUAUGUUUUCUAUGUGGUCAAAGUGAAUAGAAUCUGUGUGUAUAAAUAAAUAAUAAAUACUCAUAAUUUCCCCCAGAA
Molecule: messenger RNA, 3864 nt
Organism: Salvelinus fontinalis (brook trout)
Lineage: Eukaryota; Metazoa; Chordata; Actinopteri; Salmoniformes; Salmonidae
Product: zinc finger protein ZIC 5-like
Exons: 2
Coding region: 466-1386 (306 amino acids)
Biological process (GO): central nervous system development; regulation of transcription by RNA polymerase II
Cellular component (GO): nucleus
Molecular function (GO): RNA polymerase II cis-regulatory region sequence-specific DNA binding; DNA-binding transcription factor activity, RNA polymerase II-specific
Source: RefSeq, a predicted model, not a curated record